CGCCAUCCGUGAGGUCUUGUUUUGUUUUGUUGACAACUGAUUUCACUUCCGACUUCUGAAGUUCUGAGUGCAAACUGCGUUUUUAAAUUAAUAUAACUCCAACGCCCACGUUAUAAGUUUGGAUAUUUUCGCCAUAUUAACUCAUUAUUGUAAGGUCUCAACAUGUCGAGCACAUCACAGAAACAUCGUAACUUUGUUACAGAGCCUAUGGGUCAAAAACCUGUCACGGAUCUAGCCGGAGUAGGUGAAGUUCUUGGAAAAAAAUUAGAAAGUCAAGGAUUCGACAAGGCAUACGUUGUCCUUGGUCAGUUCCUAGUUUUGAAGAAGAACAAAGAUUUAUUUCAAGACUGGAUGAAGGAUGUCUGUGGAGCCAACGUUAAACAGUCCAGCGACUGCCACCAGUGUCUUGCAGAUUGGUGUGAUGAAUUCCUGUAAUCGGUCGGUUCCCUGUUUUCAAAAUUUUAUUUAUUUACCUGUUACAUUUUUCAACACUCCCUCUCUUCCAGCCUUUUAAUGCCUUCAGUUCCAAUGUAAAUAGGAGUAAUUACCCUGAUCAUACCUUAUCCGGAGUGAACCCAUAACAUUUGAUUCAUCAUGAUUCUCUCUGUUCGUACAGUCCCAAGGUGAUCACCGUUCAUCUCAAGCAAUGACUAAUUGAAUUGGAACAUGCGAAAAUCGCGAAUGUCCAUUUUUCCAGUCUCAAGUUUUUGAGAUCUUAAUGCUUUUAAAGAGUUGAUACAACCAUUAAAGUGAUGAAAGGACUCGUCUUGGGAUUAAGGAAAUUCCAAGAUGAGUUUUAAUGCUACUUUCAAGGUUGCAACCAACUCCGAAAAGUAUUAUGAACUCAUAAACACUUAAGACUGGAAAAAUGGAUGUUAGCGGUUUUCGCAUGUCCCGAUUCUAAUAUAGUGGGAAUUCUAACAUUCUCCUUACUAUUGUUUGGCUCUGUUUAGCGUGAACCGGAGUCACCUUGGUGGGAUUGUGGUACAUUGUGAUUUGCUUAUAGUUCUUUGUCUUCGGAGUAGAUUUCAGAUAGGGCUCAAGAGUUCUUCUGUUGGGGGCAAGCGCUUUAGAAAUCAUUAAAACGGAAAGAGAAAAUUUAUGAGUUUGAAUUUCUCAUCUAGCAUUAGGUUUUCCAGGUUCAUUAAACUCAGUGCUCUGUCAUGAUUUUCAUCCAAUAGUUCGUCUGUUAUGCUCAGUAUUUGAUCAACUGAUUAAAGACAAUCACUGUCUUAUUUAUAUUUUAUCUAGGCACCGAACUUGAAAUAGAAUUUUCCUUCAUUUUGAUCUUGUUCGAUAGAAUUAUAUUUUGCCUUUUGAAAUUAUUCCCCUUUGCAAAUUACAGAUCUAGUCUCAGUUGUAAGUGAAAUAAUAGAUGAUACCUAAUUAGAGGAACACAAAGUCAGUUGGGGUUUUCAUGCGCCUUUUUUGUUCCGCGCUCCUUACUAUGCCAGUACUGUGAUGUUUUGUCUGCAUGGAUCAUCUAAAUUAUAUUGAUUUCAAAUGACCAUCGCUGAAUUCAACUAGAGUCUCACAGAUAUUUCAAAAAAUGCCUUUUAAAGCAGAAUCAUUGUCUCUCCGAUAAAUGUGACCUUUUGAUUAUUUAAGCAGAGAUUGUAACAUGAUAUCAAAUAGCUUUCCUACUAAAGUUACGGGUUAUAAUUUUAGUCUCAGUAUUUUGAGCCCAUCAACAAAUUUGAAACAAUUUUAUCUUACGCUCAUAACUUUGAAAAUACUUUGAUAAAUAGAGACCAUGUAUGAAAUCGUUAUUUUUUCUGGGACAUCACUAUAAACUUCUACAAGAAGAAAGGUAGUCCAAAGAAAAGUAAAAGUAAAGGUGAUGGGAAACUUCUGUAGUUCAUUUGUCAAACUAAAGGUCUCUUUUAAGCAUGAGCUGUCUUGAAGAAUAUUCGUACUCUUGAUAGUCAUUUUUCAAAUUUUAUUCGUUCCGACUAAAUGUUUGCUCUUAUUACUUACUUUUUGUUUGGUACAUGUUUCGAGCAUUCUAUGCAUUAUCUCUUUUAAGAAAGUGUUUUUUUAAUGUUUGAUCAAAAUUUCAUUAAGAGUUAAAAUAUCUUGUACAUGCCAUUCCUCACAACUUGAGAAUUUGUGUGUUUUAAAGUGAAGAUGUUAGGAUUGAUGAGGAAGUAAGCACAAGGAACUAAUGUAGAAGUAAGCUUUUUUACGUUAUUUUUAACAAAAGAUGUUACUAUUUUUUGUACAUGUUUCUCCUGGAAGCUAAUAAACUGUUUUCAGGAAGCACUUAAA
Messenger RNA from Bemisia tabaci, 2268 nucleotides. It is a transcript of the gene baf, whose product is annotated as barrier to autointegration factor. Gene Ontology annotation, molecular function: DNA binding. Gene Ontology annotation, cellular component: condensed chromosome; nucleus. Lineage: Eukaryota; Metazoa; Arthropoda; Insecta; Hemiptera; Aleyrodidae. The record is from RefSeq and is a predicted model, not a curated record. Gene Ontology annotation, biological process: chromosome organization.